AUGUCACAGCCUCGCCAACAUGUGGCUCUGGAUGCCUUUUUCGAGUGGGAGAAUCAAUCAUGGGUGGAGGUAGUCGAGGAUAUAGCGGGGGAUGGAAUGGCCUACUUCAUGCCACUGGAUACUCUCAAGGCCUAUUUCGCCGCUGAUGACUGCCAAAAGCUGAACAAGAUCCUGUGCGAGGUCUUUGCAACCAGGUAUCCACCCGUGGACGCAGAAUUUCUUAUGCGGGAACACGUCGCAGUGUUUGCCAUCCUCCUGCGAAUUGGGCGAGGGACCUACAUCGAGCAUUUUGCCCGGUACGACGAGCUUUCAGAUCGGCGGCUCCCCUUUGAUGAGACUCACCCACCCGUGGGUUUUCCUCCACCGGACGACGAUCCAACGUUUCUACGGCGGUUUUGUGAAAAGCAGAGGAUGUACUGCGUUCCUAUGUUCGACGCCCAUAUGCUCCACAAGCAUUUCGGAAAUCAGCGACUCCUCCCGAUCACGUGCAAAGAACCCCGUGGAGGCGAUGGAAUUUCUAAUAAAUAUGUCAUCCAGGUUUAUGGACCUCAUAACAAGAUGAUCCCACGUGAGGAAGAAACGGCGAACAAUCCUAACGCAAAUACCUUCCUGCUCAAGAGGUACCCAACCAAGGAUGGCGAGCAUCGUUACAACCAGAAAAUCAACGGAUUUCGAAGUGUAAGGCAGGCGGAGAGCAUCAUCAAGUUUUAUGGCAGCUACAUCCAUGGAGAAAAUUACAAUAUUCUCCUUGAGUUUGCUGAUAAAGGUUCGUUAGAGGAUUACUUUAGGAGAGAAUCGCCUCCAAGUCGUGGGGGGGAUAUCAUCAACUUCUGGGAGGGCCUCUUUCAACUUAUCAAAGGCUUGAAAGCGAUCCAUUCUGCUCGAGAGGGACACUUCGAUGUGAGACCAGAUAAUAUCCUGGUUGUCGGCAAUGGUGCAGAGACCUCGGACUGGCUAUUCAAGUUUGCUGAUUUCGGGGCGAGCAAUGUCAGAGGCGAGAUUUCCGAGAACAGAUUACCAAAGGCCAAUGAGAUGAAAGAUACCCCGACUUAUGAAGCUCCCGAGUGCUACUCACCGUACAAUUCAGAAGAACAGUCAGCAGGGAGUUCGGGCAAGGUCACCUGGCCGGCCGACAUCUGGUCCCUUGGCUGUAUAUACAGUGAAGCAGCAAUGUGGAUUGCGGAUGGGUUCAAAGGACUCGAAGAUUAUCGAAAACAACGAAUGGCCGAUACGGAUAGAAUUUUGUUCAAGGGUGGGGAUUGUUUCCAUGAUGGCGAGCGAGUGUUGCCAUCCGUCGUUGACGCGCACAAAGAGAUUGAAGACCGCCUCAGACGUUCCGAUUAUAUUACCCAGGACGUCCUAGAUUCCAUGGUGGAAGAAAUGCUGUGGGAGGAAGACCGGCCGAAUGCGAAAGCCUUGUGGAGAAAGGCUGAAGGGGUGCUCGCGAGAGCACGUCAAAGGUUGGGAUCAAAUGCUGGAGACGAGUUAUCAAGGCACAGCAGUGGACACCGAUCCUUACCUCCUCUUCGAUCUUUGCCUCCGACAAAACCUCUACCAGUCCCUCCACGGCCCCCGCCAGCUGGGCUAUCAUCCAUUGCGGAGCAAGUCAACAAUGUGGAGAAAUGGCGAUCACAAGUCACCACUUCUGUCGUCAGCAGCUCGCAGCCCGCCAGACCACCCAGCGAUAUGUCCAGCCCGGCGUUGACCCACGCUCAGUUGAGUAGUGCUGCAAGUGUGAAAACGGAUCUUGACAGAGAGAUAAAUGGCUCUCUAGCCAGUUGGCAAGUUGUAGACGACAACUCGCAAGCCUCACCGACCACUCCGUUAUCAUCGCCACAUACCAGCACGUAUGAGCCGAGUGUUAACGAUGUACCACCUAUGAGGCACCGAAUGUUUCGCCCCCACCCGCAGUUUGAAUACAGGAGACCGCCUCAAGCUAUGUCUCAUACGUCAAAUCUGAGGAACAGUGAGUAUGACAACGCAUAUAUAGUCACCUCACCUCUUGAAAUUCAACAUCGACCGCAACCUCAAUUCCAGCCUCUGAGUCAAUCUCAAAUCCCACCUCAAUUUCAAUUUCAAACUCAACCACAAACGAAUGUGCGUAACGACUAUGUCGACCGUGGAUUUGUACCUGGUCCAACUCCACCGAUGCCGUUGCAGCAAAAUGGUUUUGCACCUAUCUCAGCUCCACCUACACCCCAGCAGCAAAAUCUGCCACCUCUACCUAAUAACGGGCCAAUCUCCACCAACGGCCCACCUCCCGAUGCGCCACGGCGAAAAACAGAGACUGCUCGGAUAUUCUCGCAAGAAAUUACGACGACCUUCCGUACCCAACCGGAUUGGGAUAUUGGAAAUGCCAUUGUCGAUCCCCGAACUGCCAAUAGUGAAAAGAGAACAAGUCUCGGCAGAGCGCCCAGUCAAGCAGCAAGUCAAGCCCCAAGCCAAGCUGAAAGUCAAGCCCCAAGCCAAGCUGCAAGUCGAGCACCAAGUCGAGCCGGCAGCCAACAUUCAUCGAGCGUCUACUCCGGAAGCAUCCAGCCCGAUUCAGUCUCAUUCACGACCAUGAUCCAAGAAGGACAGCAAUCCAAGCUCUCCCCGAAACCAUCGACGAAACGAGGGUUCGGGUUUUCUCUUUUCCCAACCAAAUUUCGAAAUGAUUCAAAUUCGCCCCAUGAGAUCUCCCGCCCCUCUACCCAGCAGGACUCUAAUCCGCCACCAUACUCUAGCUCCGACACAGCAAGUUCAGUGUCGUACCUCCCCGAACAUGGUCCAUCCAUAGAAUACCUUUCUCUCAACACCUGCCUUGAAUGGAAACGCGCCAAUAAGAAGAUUAAAAAGAACCAGAGAUUACCACCGCUACCAGGAGCCCACCGACUCAGGGGGCUCAGCGAUCGAGAUCAUGUCUUCAUAAUCGACGACUCCGCAUCCAUGGCAUCCGUCUGGCCCGACGUAAAGCGCCUCUUCGAAGCCCUCUCCUACACCGUAAAGGGCAUGUCCCCGGACGGCACCGAGCUCUUCUUCACCGUCUCCUACGACACCUGGCGCCGCAAAGACACCUUUGAUCUCUGCCAAUACCUGGAAAAGAAAACCACGCAGCUCAAAGCCGCAACCGACAUCUCCAAGCGCCUCUCCCUGCAGUUUGAGACCUACCGCCACAGAUACCAGCAGCAGAAAUCCGCCGAGGAAAAAGGCAUCGACAGGAAGAAGCGCGAGAAGAUCGCCGGCGUGGCACCGAAGAUAGUUCGCCCAAUGAGCUUCUACAUUCUUACGAACGGCGAGUGGAAGGCCGGCAGCGACCCGAAAGCCGUGCUCACCGAGAUGGCGGAUUGGCUGGUAGCGCAAAGCCUCCCGAAAGGGCAGGUCACGGUCGAGUUUAUCAGUUUUGCGAACUCGGGCCCCGCGAUGCAGAAACUGAGUGAUCUGAGCAGAAUGGAGUUCGGCGUUGAUAUCGUGGAUUGUACGAGGUGGACGGGGAAUGUGCUGAAGAUGUUGGGUGGGCCGCUUGAUAAGGCUUUUUAUGCCAGUCAGGAGGGAGGUGAGGCUGGUGGGGGUGGGAGUUUGGUGGCGCAUGCGGGUCCUCCCGGGACGGCGCAGAGUGUUAUCAGUGAGAUGGCUGCGUAA
Hyaloscypha bicolor E is the source of this 3621-nucleotide messenger RNA. RefSeq lists its product as uncharacterized. The coding region runs from base 1 to 3621 and encodes 1206 amino acids. The record is from RefSeq and is a predicted model, not a curated record. The transcript is spliced from 5 exons. NCBI's taxonomy places the organism in Eukaryota, Fungi, Ascomycota, Leotiomycetes, Helotiales, Hyaloscyphaceae. Gene Ontology annotation, molecular function: ATP binding; protein serine/threonine kinase activity. Gene Ontology annotation, biological process: peptidyl-threonine phosphorylation; peptidyl-serine phosphorylation.